AUGGAAACUCUCGAGGAACUGCAAACCCGACAUCGCAAAGAACUAAAAGAUUUGCAGGCGCGUGUAACUCAGAAGAAAAAGAAUGCGACGAAGAAGACCCGCAAGGGCGUCAAUAGCGAAUGCGAAGACCUCGAAAAACAAUUGAAGGAAAGGCAAGAACAAGAGCGCGCUACUCUCCAAGGUGAUGCAGUAGACGAAUCGCGCGAACACGAUGCAAUUGACGAGCCCACCGAUGAUAAAAUAAUAAGUCAGACCCCAGACGAGGUUGACAUAGCCACGGAAGCUCUCGAAAAUACCAAAAUAUCAGAAGGCGCAACGAACGGGCAACCGAAAAAACGAAAUAGAGCGAAAGAGCGGCUGGCAAAGCGGGCAGCAGAACAGGAGGCCGCAGUAGAAGAGGCGAAGAAAGAAGCCGCGAACCAAUCCGAUCCGAAGGCCAUCGAAAGAGCUAUAAUGUUGAAGGAAUUCGAGACGAAUGGACUUGUGGAAAAGACAAUACGACCAGAUGGGCAUUGUCUCUUUUCAGCAGUUGCCGACCAGCUUUCACAACGUGGCAUACCACUUGGCGCAGAAUCAGAUGAAGAGCUGAAAGAGGACCAGCGUUAUAAGACUGUGCGAAAGGCCGCCGCGGGAUACAUCGAGGGACAUCCAGAUGAUUUUGUUGCGUGGCUCGAUGAGCCUCUUGGACAGUAUGUCGAAAAAAUACGGGAUACCGCUGAAUGGGGAGGUCAUCUUGAAUUGCUCGCCCUGGCUAAAACUUAUAAUGUGGAAAUCUGUGUUUUACAAAAUGGUGGUGCUCAAACUAUAGAGCCUGGAACAGAGGGAAAAUCAGAACCAGAAAAGAUCUGGCUGGCGUACUAUCGCCAUGGGUUUGGUCUUGGAGAGCACUACAAUUCACUUCGCACAAAACCAUGA
Hymenoscyphus albidus is the source of this 915-nucleotide messenger RNA. Lineage: Eukaryota; Fungi; Ascomycota; Leotiomycetes; Helotiales; Helotiaceae. The record is from the annotation of a GenBank genome assembly.